AUGUAUGUAGAUACAGAUGAAGUUUUAGAUCUCGAAAGUACAAAUCCAAAACCUGCAAAUACUGCAUCAAUUCAUACAGAGUCCAGUCAUCGUUUGUCAGUGUCACCUCUUGAUCUUUCGAUUUCUAAUGAUAUCGAACAGAAGAUAAAGGCUCUUUGUGAAUUCCUAGAUGAACUUAAGUGCGAAGAUGUUUCAGAUACUGAGUUAGAUUCAUUACUUCCAUCAUCUAUAAUGAAUUUUUCACCCGAAAUUAACGAAACAAUAGAUAAAUUUGAGUUAUCAAGUUAUAAUUAUACUAUUAAUUAUAAUGAUCCAAAUUCAGUGCAGUUAUAUAGCGAAGAAGCUGAAAAAUAUGACAACAUUCUUCAAAGCAAAUCAGAUGUUAUGUUCACUGUGGAUACUUUAGAGACCUUGUCGACGCAAAUCAGGCAACAAAUGUCAAGUGCAGAAAAUUGGGAUGUAAACGGUUUAAGUGAUCCUACUGAGUUUGAAGGAGAGCAUUCAGCAAAUGAAAUUGAUCAGUCUGAAAUCAAUUUGUUAGGAUCACCAAAAUUGGAUGAUAAUUUAUAUACACCGUGGCAAGAAUUAGUCGAAUCAGCUGCGCAAAAAUCAAUUUCAGUAGACAGUAAAUUAGAUGAACAAGACUAUGUUCAAUGUAUUGGAGCUUAUAUCUCUGGCAUAGGGCAUCGGGAUAUUAUCCCACUACGGAAACGUUCUAGCGGUCUCGAAUUAUUGCGGAACACUUGGAUUAGUCGAACAUACUUUGGGAAUGAUUUACUUAAACAUUUAACAAUUAAUAAUUCGAAUGAAGAGUCUAAUGAGAACAACGUAUGUCGUACAAAUGAAUUUCCAGAUACAUGGUCUAACAAUAAUUGUGAGAAUGCAUUCAUUGGCUCCGGAAUUUUGGAUGUGUUAUCAAAAUUAGUCUUGCCUUUAUCACGUAAAACAGAUGGUUACUUACGUCAAAAUUUAUUAAAAACUGUCAAAUGUACAUAA
Messenger RNA from Trichobilharzia regenti, 996 nucleotides. NCBI's taxonomy places the organism in Eukaryota, Metazoa, Platyhelminthes, Trematoda, Strigeidida, Schistosomatidae. The record is from the annotation of a GenBank genome assembly.